Triplophysa rosa is the source of this 1976-nucleotide messenger RNA. RefSeq names its product protein kinase, AMP-activated, beta 2 non-catalytic subunit (gene prkab2). Gene Ontology annotation, molecular function: protein kinase binding. The record is from RefSeq and is a predicted model, not a curated record. The coding region runs from base 133 to 936 and encodes 267 amino acids. Gene Ontology annotation, cellular component: nucleotide-activated protein kinase complex; cytoplasm; nucleus. The transcript has 8 exons. Gene Ontology annotation, biological process: signal transduction. Lineage: Eukaryota; Metazoa; Chordata; Actinopteri; Cypriniformes; Nemacheilidae.
ACAUUUGACGAAGCGCGUUUCGGAACCCUGCGGCCUUUAGGACCUUCCGGCUCGCCGUAGCGCUGUCAGCUGAAGUAUGUUGUUAAAGUGUCGCGAGUCUCGGCAGUGGAAAUAAAACUCUUCAUCUGCGUCAUGGGGAACACAAGUGACCGAGUGUCUGCUGACCGGCAAGGGUCAAAGCCACAGCGUUCAGACAGCGGAGGUGGCCAUAAAGACCUGGAGCCCAGCAAAAUGAUGAUGGACAGCACAGACGACCCCAAUAUCUUCAACACACAUGGACCAGAAUCUAAAGCUCCAGGUGACAAGGACGCCCCAGAUUUAGAGGACAUGGUCAAGACGGGUCCUCAAGCCAGACCCACCGUGAUCCGCUGGGCGGGAGGAGGGAAAGAGGUCUACAUCACGGGCUCCUUUAACAACUGGAGCACCAAGAUCCCACUCAAUAAAAGCCAUAAUGAUUUUGUAGCAGUCUUGGAUCUACUUGAGGGUGAACAUCAGUACAAAUUCUUUGUUGAUGGCCAGUGGGUUCAUGACCCCUCUGAGCCUGUGGUUACCAGUCAGAUGGGCACCAUUAAUAAUCUGAUUCAUGUGAAGAAGUCCGACUUUGAGGUGUUUGACGCGCUGCAUGUGGACUCGCUGGAGUGCUCGGAUACAUCAGAUCUGUCCAGUUCACCGCCUGGUCCGUACGCACAGAACAUGUACAUGUUUAAACCUGAGGAACGCUUCAAAGCUCCGCCCAUCCUCCCGCCUCAUCUCCUACAAGUCAUACUUAACAAGGACACCAGCAUAUCAUGUGAUCCUGCCCUGCUGCCAGAACCAAACCAUGUCAUGCUGAAUCAUCUGUAUGCGCUCUCGAUAAAGGAUGGUGUGAUGGUUCUCAGUGCCACUCACCGCUAUAAGAAGAAAUACGUCACCUCUCUUCUGUACAAACCCAUUUAAUAUGUGCAGUCAUCGUCCGUCUGAGCUGAGAUUGCACUACAAACACGUGAUGCAAACAUUGACUUUAUCAGCUUGACAUUUUAACACGUGUGUGUGCGUGUACAUGCAUGUAUGUGUGUGUGCGCGCUUGUGUGUGUGUAUGUGUUCUCAUUUCACAGUUUACCUUUUCGUCUUUAAACACCCAAGUUGAUUUUUGUCAUAGUUUCACUAUUUUGCAAGUACAGUGCAAUCUUGAGGUGUACCAUGAUGAAGCGCUUUAUACUGUAAACUGCAAUCUAUGAGGAUUCAGACUUUAUCGCUGCAGGUGCUUUGAUAAUGUGUGACGGGUUUAUAAUGUAACAGUUUAUUCUGAGCUUUUAUACUUUGUUGUCCUACUCGUUUUAAUCAGCAGGGGGGAAGAAUACACACACUUCUAUGGGUCAUUCAUUAAAAUGAAAUUUAAGUUCAGAGUGGACUGUUCUCAUCAGUUUUUCUUUCAGCCCAGUUGCUCUAUGAUGUUACGCAAAAUUCAACUACAAGAGUGUGUUGGUAUGUUUUCAAAGAACCCAUUUUCAAGAGCAUCAGGUUAUAAUGUUACAGGGCUUUCAAUGCAAGUUUUUUUUAUUUCACCCUAAGAUUGUGCAAAUAAGCACUUUAACUUGGUUUGUUAACAAGAUGAAUGAGACAAACACGUAGAUCAACAGCUUUUCAUUUCGUCAUGUUGAAUGUAUUUAGUUAGUCACAAAUAUUUCCCAUGUUAUACAACACAUCUAUAUAUUAUUCUGUAUCAAAUGUUUUGAUUAGCUGAUGUGUAUACAAAUGUUUUGAUGCUGUGAGCUGAAAUAGUGUGGCGUUGUAUUUAUUCACAAGUGUGUGUUUUAGUCCAAAUGAAUGUCGAUAUCAUAUAUCUUUUGGUGCUGUAGUUUUUUGGGGGAAAAAGAAAACCAAUGAGAUUUUUUUUCUUUUUGUGUGCUUACAUGCACUGAAGGAAUGUUUGUGCAACAUUUGUUUUGCAUUUUAGAUGAUGGGUGUUUUCAUAAAAUAAAAUAGGGCUACAUGCA